ACCUACCACAAUAAUAGUCCAUUUGGAGAUAUUCUAUUGUACAUACCCAUGCAAGCCACCACCCUGCCGGCCAUUCCCUGCUUGAAGUGAUAAACUUGCAUCUCUCGGCGUCAAAAGGCCCAAAGCCCAAGAUCCAGUUGUCUCGAUCAAGCACAGCCAGCCAGCCAGAGGUAAACUACCAUUGCUCAGCGUUCCCGUUCGACGAAAAAGUAAAUAGUGGAAGCUCUGGGUCGGCAGGCCGUGUUGUGAUUGGACUAGGUUUUUUAUUUUAGUCUUUUUGCUAUUUGUCCGCCUGGUGUUAUGCAAAGAUGAUCGACGUGACAGCAGAUCAGGACGACGACUCACCCAUCAGGAAGCCUGUUGCCAAGUUGGCGCUCGCCGCAGCUCGGUCACUCUUUUCGAGCUAGCCCACCCAGUCUGCGUUUGGCAUGGAACGUGAAUGUUAGAGGAUGAUGAUCCAACUCGCGAGCAGCUCACUAGUACCAAUCUACCGCCUAUCUAUUAUUUCAACUUCAAAAUUAGUCGGGUCAUUUUUUCCUGGAUGUGUGCGUCCUGCAGAACCUGCACCCGCCAUGCUCUCCACAACGGAUACUACCUCCUGCGGAGCAAAUUGGAAACGUUGGCAAAAUGAAGCUCAUUGUAGCAAAUCACUAUCGGGGAGGUUUGGCAUCCCCCUUGCCACUUUUUUCCUGACAACCUCUGGAGCAAUGGGUGUAGGGGGGGAAGCGUUAAUCCACUACUGAGUCCAUGGGGCCAUACCGAAUCUUCCCUUCCUCCCAACGCCACCCCUAAAUAUUAAUGAAAGCUCACUAAAAGGAUCCACCCUCCAUCGUCCGAGAUUAGCACUGGGGGAAUCCCAGUACGAGGCAGAUGCUCCGCUCGAGCGUGACAACUCUUCUCUUCAAGUUCAGGCGUAUGCUCCCGGACCCUGCCUUGCUAUGACCUGCAUGAUGGAUAAUAGUAUUAUGAUAACCAUACACUUCCGGAGAUGAUCGCGAAGGCUUGAUUGAUUCAGCCGGAGCUUAGGUCAAUAAUGUCCUCAUCUUCCGUUCUACUACUAAAUCCACCUGGGCACCUCUCUCUCUCUCUGACCAACUCAGCUUCUCUAUAACUUCAAAACACAUCUCUAGAGUUAGCCACCAACUAUUCUCACUACUCCUCCUUUUUUUCUUUCUAUCUCCUACUGUUUUUGUAUUUUUUUAUUUUAUUUUUUUGCCUCCUUCCCCUCCAUUCUGCCUCUUUGAACGGAUCUCUUGCCUUUCCCUAUUUUGUUUUAGUCAUCGCAUCCUUUCCUAGUUGCGCCUCCUUCGAUGGUAGCGUUCAGUCUGGCAAUCAUUGAACUUUAGUCUCCGAAAGGUGUCUCCAGAUUUGGCGUCGCUCAGUGGCGAAUUCAGAGAUGCGAUAGCAAUCAAUUGGACCCUUAAACAGCUGCACGCACACCCGUACAGCCCUUGCCAGCUAGCUUUUGUGUGUUCCAUUUUCUUAUUAUUUCAUUUCGAGCCUGUCAUACCUCAUCGUGGGAGUCUCUUCCUCAAUAACUUGGAAAGUUACGUCCAGCGACGGCUGUGACAGUUUUUUGAACUGUUCUCUUGUCUGAUCGCCUUAGGCUGGAUUGUUACCACUAUCUACCUUCGGGUGUCAUAUGUGACAGAUCUAGGGAAUUUCGGCCGGAGCUGAUGAACCUUUAGGCGGAUCGAGUUCGCGUUUUCCAUGAGCGGAAGAUUCCAUGGUGUUUGCUCACACCGAGAUUCAUGAUCGGCACCAUUGGGUCUUCAUGCUUCCGCCGUUUAUGCGAUAGUCCAGAUCCGAGUCGGUUGUCUCUUUGGUUUUCCAUGCCUUAUACGGGCUUUGCCGGCCAUUUAACCCUUCUAUCUAUCUUCUAUAGUUCCAGACGUUGGAUUGGGAAAAGUGAACCUCAUGCACUCCUUACGAUCUACCGGGCUCCCCCUCCCCUUCACGCCAUUCGGACAAGCCCACGGGUCAAGCUCCGAUCCUCUGAGAUUCCCUUUAAAUUUGAAUCUGUCAGGCGAGCCUUGCAAUCCCAACCUUCGGGCUCCCUAUCUCUCUCCCCCUAUGUCCGGAACCCCCUCGCCUGAAAGUCGUUUCGAUUCACUCCUUGGAGACAGGCGCCGAAAACGUUCCAACUCACCCAUUACGUCCACUACUCAUGGCAAUGUACAGCCGCUUUUAUCUUACGCGGAAUCUCCAGCAAGAGCCCCGGGACUUAGUGCAAUUCUCCCUGACUCACAACGGUUACCCACCGGGCAGCCAGGCAUGUCUAUCAUCGGGCUGCCCGCGAUUCAUGGCCCUCAACUCCAGCAUACUCUUCAGUCUGGAUCUCUUCUACCCCCAAGAACCACCACGCUUCCCCCUAGAUCUACACGUAGAGCAAAAGCUCAUGUCGCCUCGGCAUGCGUGAAUUGCAAACGGAAACAUCUUGGAUGCGACUCGGCACGCCCAUGCCGAAGAUGUAUUUCAGCGGGAAAAGAAGAAUCUUGUGUGGACGUCAGACACAAACGACGAGGCAGACCCCCUUUAAAAGUUGAAGAGGGACCGCUGCAACCAUACGAACCCACAUUUAGUCAUUCAGGAGUAUCAUGCCCUGAGCCGCAAAGUUCCUCGCCCGCAUCCCAAUUCUAUGGCCACAGACGGACUUCUUCCUCCCGGGAAAUUCGCCCGAUCACGGAAGUACGACUACCUAGGAGGUCUAGUGAGGUUGGGGUGGAAUAUGGGCCGCCAAUGCCUAAUCCCGCGAUGCCUAAUCCCCACAUGUGGGUUCCUCCAGAUCCAUCACGGGGGAUUCAUACAUCAACAGCUAUCCCAAGCCCGUUCUCUAGUCAAAUGGCGCUUUCCAGCGGUUCGUCCCAGCGAUCCCCAACCCAUAAUAGCCCUUUAUUUUCACCUGGCGCGGUAUCGUCCUCCACAUUUACUCCAGAAUAUCGAGAUGUGUCAAGCUCCAUCCCCCCUUUCUAUGGCGAAAGGAUACCACCGAACCAGCCCCCUCGCCAAUACCAACGACGUCAUAGGCCUCCGCCCCCUACCGGAUCUGCGUAUUUCGGAGGACCGGGAUCUGCGCACGGGCCGCUAUCAAGUCCUCCCUUAUCUGCUCCCAGCAGUGCGCGGAACUACCCAUUCUCGAGUCCUGGCCAGUCACAAAUACAGUUACCACCUCUUAUGCCGUCAAAAAGGGGGUCAGAAUUCGAGUUUACUCAGGGUAUCCAACGGCCACCUGUACCAACUCAGGCGCCAUCCCUAUUGUCUUUACAACCAGGGCGACCAAACCCAGGGCGGGAUGAUCAUGCCCAAGAGUUGGAAGACCACCGCUCCCUGCCGGCGCACCCUCCCUUCCAGCCAGUCACUUUUUCCUCCGGGCCGUCCGGUCGAGGACGAUUGGAUCCAUACCGUCCUCUGCAACAAGGAACUGUCCCACAAGGCAAAUCCAGCCUUUUGACUUCGCAUACUCAGCCAGCCCUGGAAGAUAAAAACUCAGCAGCAAAGGAGAAGGAAGAGGCCUCAGAAUCUCGACCUAUAAAAAGACACAAGAUGGCUCUAGGAGAUAUGGUCAAUGACUAAUUCUUCCUUUUAACUCCCUAAUGUGAAGUGAUGUACGGUUUGGUUUACACACAAAUAGAAAGAAAAAAAAGAAAGAAAAAAAGAAUCGAAUUCGAAGAUACGAAUGGAAGAAAUGACAUAGCAAUAAACGAAUUCCGAAGAAUGGGCACAAAACUACCCAAUAAUAUAGGAUGAGAGACACGGGCCAAAUUAUAAAAAAUUCCCUUUGUUAUUUUUUCCCUUUGUUUUGUUGUCACUUUUCGCUUUGCCAGAAGUAAGAGGGAGACAACAUAGAUCAGACCGACUCCUACGCCGUUAACUUUUGUCCUACCCUACUUAUGAAGGAGAGCACGCAUACCAUACCCGAUACAAAUAUCUAUGCCCAUACCGGUAAACUAUAUCCUGUGGAAACUAUUCUUCCUCUUCUUUUUGCGUUUUCUUAUUCUUAGCCUUUGUUGUUUCGGUCGGAAUACCCCUUGUUUACAUUGGAGUUAUCAUGCUGGCUCAGCCUUUUCUUUUUAUUUGCUACUUGCUAUUUCUGCAAGGCCACAUAUAUAAACGUGUACGCCUGGGAAGUGGCACCUUAUUCCCUUCUUUUCUUUUUUUGCUUUUCUAGUUUUAAUCUCUCCCUUGUUGAUGUGCAGCUUUCUUUUGUUAUUUUAUAUCUAUGUGCUAGUAUUUCAUUCUAUUUCAUACUUUUACAUAUCUUAACGUCUUUUCCAGAUGAUACCCUUUUGCGUUUUGCAUCUUAUGGUUUUAUUUAUUUCCUGCUCGCUUUCUUCACACUGCUACGACAUCUUUCACUCGGUUUCUGAUAGUAUACACUUCUAUAUUUUUUGCCGAGAGAUAUGCACGGGAAUUUGGCACCGCACGCUGAAAGUAUACAUAUGUUUACCCUUAUUAUAGUGAUACCAGGCCUUCCCAGGACAACGCUACUAUGAAAUAUUUUCGCCAGGUUCUAACCUUGGUUUCCCCGCUCAGCCCGUUUGAGGAUUGCCACGACUUCUAAAAUGGUCCGCCUCCCACCUAAAAAAUACAGGAGGUUUGGCUUUCGUUUAUAUAUGCAUCGAAUUCUAAUGGUAUAUAUCUAACAAACUAUGCCAGAAACCCGAACUGGAUGUUACAUAAAAGGCCCUCAUACAUCCCAGAGUGGGAAUAGACUCAUAUACCAAUCUAGGCAUGGUAUGGUAGCAAACCGCUCUCAACUCUAAUUCAUGCAUACCCGGUGUCGGCCCUCUGUGCAUCCUUCCUCUUCAUUGCAUGAAGAAAGAACAGGGGAAAUACCCGUUCGGCCCAUAACCGUCGUUGGAAUCGAGUACGUCGGGUCUGUGGAGCGGCCCCCUGCCUUAUUUUUAUUGGUUUUUUAUUUUUUAUUUUUUUUCCUCCACAGAUACCGGACAGCUGGCAUAGGAGAAGCUGGCUAAGGCGCCUUGCUUGUGCGUGGUCUUGAGCAAAGUAACGACCAGCAUGAAGCUCCGUAUCCUCCACAAAAUACUUCCAGCCGAACAAGGCCAGUAGCUGAAUCCAUUUACCACUAUAGGGGAUUCGGUCUGAUUUGUCUUUCUUUUGCUUUCGCUCUCUUCUAGACUGAUUUUUUCUUCACGCCAGCUCGUUAUUCUGGAGAAACGUGGUUUGCAUGUGGACGUUCAUCCACAAUUUAGAGCCACAUUCUAUCCCAAAUCAUGUGGCUAGGUUGAUAUGCUGACCCAUAUAGUCUGCAGUUCGCUACAAUCGAGAUGAGGAACAGGAUGAUGUGCGCCCAUGCGUAUUGUAGCGCCUGCCAGAAACUCCUAUUAGGGAUGUACAUGUACCAUACAGCGGUGCAUCCUGUGCAUAGAUAAGCAUGCGUGAUCGCCUCCUCAGGUUGGAGAAUAGAAAUCCUGAAGGCAUAAUAGGUGUUGGGAAUCACAUGGGCUCCUCGGAAACCUCGGACAACUUGUCGAUUUGCUUUAGAUGUUGUAUGGUGUUUUUCUCAUAUCCCCACUGGCGUUGCCUUUUUUGAGUUCUCCUUCCAAUAGAAGUUCUCCGGGUUACUAGCCGAGUGGGUAUGCCCAGCAGCUUCCAUGCCCCUACGAUGGUCACACAUUGUAUCAGAGUGAGGGUAUUGUAGAGAUACUCGUUUGAUCGUGGUUGGUUGGUAAGACCCAAAUUUCACGUGGCUAGCGGGAAUGCAAACAGAAUACUGGGACAGAAUGUAGAGGGAUAAACUUGAUUUCAUAUUGAAAUAUUUGGUUGCUGGCUGGGUUUCUCCGAUAGUGUUGCCAAUAUAGUAUCCAUUUAGCUGCGUGUACAAUAGCUUGAAGAAUGUGGAUCCACGCCCGACCGUUAUUCAACGUCUGGAAAUAACGUGUGUUUUCGAGAGAGGAUUUCAGAUAUCGCAUUGGCAAAGCUGAUUCCAAGGUGGAUUACUAUGGUGGAACCUAGCAUUGUAUGUGAAUCUGUAAGGUUGUUCAAGUUUGCCAUUGUACUGUACAUACCUGACCUUGCCAUUGUCUGCACAGGACACCGAACGAGACAGAACAGUCUGCAGUCCAGGCCAAAAUUCAUAAAUUCAACUCCA
Messenger RNA from Blastomyces gilchristii SLH14081, 6112 nucleotides. RefSeq lists its product as uncharacterized. NCBI's taxonomy places the organism in Eukaryota, Fungi, Ascomycota, Eurotiomycetes, Onygenales, Ajellomycetaceae. The transcript has 3 exons. The coding region runs from base 1918 to 3573 and encodes 551 amino acids. The record is from RefSeq and is a predicted model, not a curated record. Gene Ontology annotation, biological process: regulation of DNA-templated transcription. Gene Ontology annotation, molecular function: zinc ion binding; DNA-binding transcription factor activity, RNA polymerase II-specific.